GUGCGAUGCCUUUGUCUGUGGACCAUCGAGCAAAUAUGGCGGCUUCGCAAUAGAUGGAAAGCUUGAGCGAGCAAAAAUGAAAUGAUUUCAGUUCAGUUUUAUUGUCCACAAUCGCACCUGCAGAAAGAAACGGUCCUUAGGACUCUUAGGAAUGUCUGGUUUGAAGGAGAGUGCCAAAGUAGAGGAGAAUGACACCUCAAUGUCACGAAUCUCUCAGGACCUUUUGAACAGCGAGACAUUCUCUGCAGAGGGGGCUACACCAGGUCCAUCAGUGCAUUGUCCUCAAGAGACCAUGGCACUACUCGGUGACCAAGGAGACCUCCUGACCAGUGUCGGUUUUAUGGACUCCAUUUGCUCAGAUGGACCAGCCAAGGCUGCUUACGUCAAUGGAUCCACCUCACCCCAUAUAUCAGAUGAAAUCCUGUUGGAUAUUUCAAAAAAUGUACCAGUAUUCCUUCCCAAAUCAUUACAAGCUCAGAAUUCUGUCACAACCAACGUCCACUUUGAAGGACCUGAUCCACUCAGAAAAGAGGGGGAAAUAACAAUCAGGCAAACGUUGACUGCGGAGGAUGUGGAGAAUAGGGGUAUAUGGGGCUUUGAUACAGAAUCUCCAGAAAGUUCAUUAGAUAAUUAUGAUGAUGGAAAUGACCUUAGCUGGAAUCCCCAAAGGGAAUUUAUGAAGUUCCUGUGGGAUGAUGAUAACGGUCUAGAAAUGGAGGAAAAACUGUCCCCCGUUCCUUCACCCAUCAACCAUAAAAGAAGAGUUCCGUCACCACUCGGCAGUAAAAGAAGAAAACGUAAAGAAAAAUUGGUCUUAAAAGUCGAUCCUUCAGAGGACCUAUACUCUGAUUUGAAUUUUGAUCAUCCAGGUGAAGGAAGCCGGACAGAGUGCAGUCCUGUUAAGAAGACACGUUCCCCAAGAAAAUCAUCCAAAUUAAAGUCACCCAUUGUGAAACAUGCCAAGUAUUUAAAUGGAGCUGCUGAGGCAGUCAAACACCUGUUUCCCAAACCAGCAAAAAAACCUAUUAGCAGGGAGGAAUCAACUUUUUUUCAGCGUAACAGCGGUUUUAAAGAGAAAUCACUAGAAAACAGACAAAGUACAGGUAAUAAAGAUACAACUAGUUCAAAGCCAUUCAUAUGUAAGGAAUGUGGGCAGUGUUACCAUGAUCAUAGUUCGCUGUUAAAUCACAUAAGUGUUCACCAGGGGAAGCGACAGAAAAUUAUGGCAGAAAUAAAUGAGUUGCAUCAAAUUAAAGAUGAAGGUAAAGAUGCAAAGUUACAAUGCCCCCAAUGUACCUUUGGAACGAACUGUCCGAACACCUUUGUGCAACACGCGAAGACCCAUGAGAAGGACAAGCGAUACUAUAGUUGUAACAAGUGUGAUUUUGUUGAAAUGAAUGAAGUUGAACUGAGACGCCAUUUGCUUCAUAAGCAUGGAAUCAGUGGUGCUGAUCUUACUGUUUGGAAAUCAGAUGGAUUUCAGGAGCGCAAAGUCAAUAAAUCAACAUGUCCAAUUUCCUAUUCCUGUUCUGUUGAAAGAAAACCUAAAGACAUCAUUGGAAAUCAUGUUAAGGCUUCAUGUCAACCGCAUUUUAAUGAAGAACAGGCGUCCUCACAUUCCCUUGACAGCAGUGAUGAAGAACUAUCGCUAACUGAACAGCCAACCUCUGUUUGCAAAGUUCUUACUUCAUGUGCAAAACCAACAGCAAAGUCACCAAAAUUGUCUGUGAAGCUCCGUGCACCAGACAAAAACGAGAGCUUGUCGUCUGAUCAGAAGUGCGGUCUAUUACGAAAGAAAAAGGUGUGGACGCACAAAAGUGUCCAAAGCCAAUCAAGACUUGACAAAUCAAUUCACACCCUUUUAUCCAGAAAGAAACCUAGUGACCAGUAUGCCUCAGAAUGCAACACUCAUCCUGAUGGAAGCAGUACAACAGAGUUUCUUGACAAUUCCCUCAACUACUCUGGAACAGGAACUAGUUUGUCCCCCUCUAAGUGUCUGAAAAGAUCAGCUCAUUCUAAAGAAGGGAGCACUAAAAUAACGUUUAAGUCUGAUGGAAACGUUACUUCUUCAGAUGUUGGAAACUCAUAUUAUACACAUUUAAGUUUGGAAAAGCAAACAUUCAAGAAGUCACCUUCCAAAAGGAAAAUGUCAACUCCAUUCCACAAUAUGCGGGGCCAAGAUAUUCUUUUAGAUUUUCCAAAAUGUCGACAAAAUUUCAAGAAACCUGAAACAUCCAAGAGGAGUAAAGAAUUUAUCAACAACGUUGACUUUAUGUGUGAUUCUAAUGAUGAUCUUAGACCUGAAGAAUGUGAAAUCAACAAGAAGGCUAAUGCACGUUUUGUAAGAAAACAGACUUCACCUGCAAAGGCAAGUCUUGUUGCCUCAACUAGUCACUUUAAGAGAAAUCACAGUUCCCUGAGGAUGUUUUCUGUCAAAGAUGAAUACAAGGAAGAAGAGAUCUCAGAGUCGAUUGCUACUGUAAAGCGUGAAGCGAGCUCAGAUGUUGAGACCGAUCUGAAGGCUUGUCCAUACUGUCCUGCUGUAUUUGAGUCAGGAAUUAGCCUCUCUAAUCAUAUAAGAGGACAUUUGCACAGAGUGGGCCUAAAAACACGCCAUUCUGUAUCUGCAGCUAAGGUGACUUCUCUUGACAAAGUACCUCCAGUUCGACGACGAAAAUUGCCACAAAUCAAAACAGCAGAGGACACAUCCCAGACUGAUCAUUCUGCAGAGCUGCCAACCGACUGCCAACAGACAGAGCUCAUCUGUCCUCUCUGUAGGGAGUGGUUUGACAACAGGACUGGGCUGUCCAAUCAUGUACGAGGCCACCUGAAGCGACUGGGCAAACCUACGUCCACCGCAUCCAAAUCUCCAGUCAUCAUAUUGAAAGAAUUGAUGCGCGACAAGAAACAGUUUCAGAUGAAGCUACAGGUUCUUGAGAAGAAGUGCCGCGCCACCAAGUCUUUCCAUCCUAUUAGUUUGAAUAACGGACUAACCUUCGCCUCUACUGUCAAACGGCAUAAAGAUAAGGAGGAAAAGAAAAGGAUAGAGAUUAAUAAAGGCUCACCACCAAGUGAUCUGAUUGGAAUUUUGAAGAAAAGAAGAGCCCAUGAAGAGACCAAAGCAAAGCACUCAUCCCACAUGGCGAGAAAGGCUCUCCUUUUAUCUUCAGGCAAAGACUGUGGCCUUGAGAUACAACCUUUCAAAGCAGUGCCAAAUUCACUAGAAGAGAAAAGUGAACUCAAUAGAAAAGUUUGCGUGCACUGUAAUGCCACCUUCCACAGUGGUGUUAGUCUCUCCAAUCAUUUGAGGGCAUAUGCACAUAGAAAGAAAAAAGCUCUUCUGGAUGGAACUAGUACGCACCUUUCUUUCCUCCUAUCUUAUGACUGUAAACAGAGAAAGCAAAGAUCAAGGUCUGGGUCAAAGAAGAAAAUGUACCCGCUGCUGCACAGUCCAGAGGAAAUCUACAGACUUACUUGCAGGUUUUGUGACCUAGUCUUCCAGGGCCCUUUGUCAGUGCAGGAGGACUGGAUAAAGCAUUUACAGAGGCACAUUAUGAAUACCGCUGUACCGCACACAGGGGCUGGGAUGGUGGAAGUCACCUCCUUCCCCAAGGACUCUUGCUCCAACACCAUACCACAGGCACAAUCUUCAGUGAUGCAAACAUCCUCAUGAGCCCAGGAACACACUCACACAUUGUCCUUGGAAUAUCAUUUGUGUAAAUUGUUUGGUUUAAAUUUUAUAUGGCCAUCAGUAAGGACUUCUGGUUUUAAUCUGAAUGAGGAUCCAUUCUUAUCACAGACCGCCUUUUAGAUAUUGUUACAUUUUGCUGGUGUUGUACAUGGUCAAAG
Rhinichthys klamathensis goyatoka is the source of this 3849-nucleotide messenger RNA. RefSeq names its product zinc finger protein 644a (gene znf644a). The coding region runs from base 152 to 3673 and encodes 1173 amino acids. Gene Ontology annotation, molecular function: zinc ion binding; DNA-binding transcription factor activity, RNA polymerase II-specific; RNA polymerase II cis-regulatory region sequence-specific DNA binding. NCBI's taxonomy places the organism in Eukaryota, Metazoa, Chordata, Actinopteri, Cypriniformes, Leuciscidae. The record is from RefSeq and is a predicted model, not a curated record. Gene Ontology annotation, cellular component: nucleus. The transcript is spliced from 6 exons. Gene Ontology annotation, biological process: regulation of transcription by RNA polymerase II.